AUGGCUUUCCUUCCUUCCUGGGCUUGUGUAAUAGUUGGUUGUUUUUUUGCUUCUUUAGCAGAAGCUUCCAAUUUCUCAGAUCUAUAUCCCCCUUUGUGGGAGGAGAGCCCUGGUCAGUUUGCUGACUACAGUGUGGAAAAUGGAAAGUACAUCAUUAACCCCUGGAAUUACCUUGAGAGAAUGGGGAUAUAUAAAAUCUUAUUGAACCAGACGGCUGGAUAUUUUGCAAAAUUGGCACCAGAAAAUGAACUAAAUGUUUUAUGGGGAUUGCCUCUGCAGUAUGGCUGGCAAUAUAGUUCAGGCAGAUUAGCUGAUCCCAGCCAAAAGACAAACUGUGGCUACAAACCUGGAGGUGAUCUGUGCGUCUCUGUGGACAGUUGGUGGGCUGAUAUGAAUUAUUUUCUGAGUGCAUUGCCCUUCCUUGCUGCUGUUGAUUCUGGCAUAAUGGGGAUAUCAUCAGACCAAGUUGUGCUUUUACCCCCACCCAAAGAUCAGAUGGAGUUUUGUUAUGAUGUUUCUACCUGUCAUUCAUCAUUCCCUGAGACAAUGAGCAAGUGGAAUGCCUUUUACCAGUAUUUACAGUCACCUUUUUGUAACUUUGAUAAUAUAUUGAAGUACUUAUGGGCUGCACAUACCUCAAGCCUGGAAGAUGCUGUCAAAAAGUUUGAAGAUAGAUAUGAGUAUUAUUCUAAACCAGAAGCAGACUUCGAGAGAAGUUGGUAUACAACUGUGGAAUAUUUAGCUGCAUUGCUCUUUCCUACAACCUUGUUUAUAGUGCAUGACUUCCAGAAGGUCCUGCCACCACGAAUCCUUGCUGCUACUGAUGUGGCCCCCUACAUCAGUAACUUUACUGAUUUGCAGAAUACAGUCCUGUUUGGUAUAAAUAUUCUUUAUGAUGUGAAUAAAUAUACAGAUUCAGCAUUUUUGACUGCAUGGAAAAUUUUAAUGAAGACAGCAGAUACAAGAGCGCUAACUCUAGAGGUUUUUGAAAUAAUUCUUAAUAUGUUUAAUUAA
Galeopterus variegatus (Sunda flying lemur) is the source of this 1014-nucleotide messenger RNA. Its product is annotated as chromosome unknown open reading frame, human C6orf58. Lineage: Eukaryota; Metazoa; Chordata; Mammalia; Dermoptera; Cynocephalidae. The record is from RefSeq and is a predicted model, not a curated record. The transcript has 6 exons. The coding region runs from base 1 to 1014 and encodes 337 amino acids.